GCCAAAAAUCCGCAGGACCGCUUCCAGAGUGAAGACGUGCAGAAGAUAACGAGACGGAUUAGGGUGAACAUCAGCGAUGAUGGCGGACCCGCUUCGUUCGGCAAGGAGCACCAGCACGACGGAGGACACGUCUCUUGUCCUCCCGUCCGACAAAAGUCGUUGCACCGGGCAGCAGCGAGUCAUGCAGCAGGUGAACAGCAUCAAGAGGAGCAAGUCAAAAAUAGUCAGAAAUGACUCCAGUCAGUCACCAACAUCUCAGUCACCUGCGACGGAAUAUAGUGAGCCUAAAUUCCAGUUUUCCCCGACAAAAAUGAACGGCUCUCUCUUCAGAAAGAGCUCGACCAACAUGAGCAGACGCCAGAGCAGAAUGAAUGGCUAUAGCGAAUCUGUGCGCAAAACCGUGAGAAGACAGAUUCAGAGCACCAGCCAGUUUGAAUCUCAAAUGCAAAUGGAGACACCAUUCAAUGGCAUAAAGCCCAGUGGCAGUGAUCCCACCUUAAAUCACGCAGCCCCCGUAAUGACCCAGAGGGGCAACCUAUCACGUGCCGCAACCUAUCAUGUGAAAUCUUCCGGCUCAUCACAUUCGUUGACAAAACCCAGGAGCAAAUCAGAAGCGUUGAGUACAAAUGAUCUCACAGCAGCUUUUGCUGGCAUCACUCUGAAGGAUGCGGUGGAGUACCUCAAACGAUCAGACGACAGAUAUCAGCUGUGUGGAGCAUCAUUCAUACAGCAUCACACCUUUGCAGAGGACAUUACCAAAAAUGAGGUUUGGCGCUUGGGAGGGAUUCCUGUUCUCAUUCAGCUUUUGAAAACUGACAAUACUCAGCUGCAACAGACGGCGGCUGCUGCACUACGUAACGUGGUCUUUAAAGACCUGAGGAACAAGCUCCAGGUGGAGAGUUGUGGAGGAUUAGAAGUCAUUAGGAAUGUGCUUGCAUCCAGUAACGACACGGAAACCCAGAAACACCUCACUGGUUUGUUGUGGAAUCUGUCCUCGGCUAAUGAUCUGAAGCCAAAGCUCGUUAAAAGUGUCCUGCCCCAGCUCACAGAAAGCAUUGUGGUCCCAUACAGCGGGUGGCCUGUCAGCAACACCGACAGCACUGACAAGCAUAUCGAGCCUGAGGUUUUCGAAAACACCACCGGCUGUAUAAGAAACCUUAGCAGCGCGUCUGAGGAAGAAAGGAUAGCGAUGAGAAACUGCCCAGGCCUGAUCGACUCUCUCAUGACAUACGUUAAGUCCCAGGUGGAAAGAUACGAACAUGACGACAAGACGUUGGAAAACUGUGUCUGUGUACUUCAUAACUUAAGCUUCCAUCUGGAGACGGAGGCUCCGGAGUCUUUUUCUAUCCCAGAUGAAUUCCCACAAGACACAAGCAAACAGAGCUUAUUCAGCCCCAAGAACUCCAAGAUUCAAAAGGACAUUUCAUUUCCAUCAAUGGAUAAGAAGGAGCCUAAGGGUGUGAGUUGGCUGUACCAUAAAAAGUCACUGCAACUGUACCUGACUCUGCUGAGCUACAGUACGAAGGAAGCCACACUGGAGGCGUGCUGUGGAGCUCUACAAAACCUCACUGCUUCCAAGAACACUGUGUCCACUCUGAUGAGUAAGACCAUUGUUGAAAAGUUGAAUGGCUUGCCUUUCAUCUCUCCACUGCUGAAUUCGGCAAACCCCUCCCUGCAGAGAACGGCAGUGUCCUUGGUGGGAAACAUGUCCCGGGUGUCAGAACUGCGGGGUGCUUUGGCCAAGGAAGUUCUCCCACACCUCUCAUCGCUCCUCUGUUCUGUCGACUCCAAAACGGACGAUUCUGACUACACCAUCAGCUCAGCGUGUCGUGUGAUGCACACACUCAUGUUGUCCAAGCCCGAGCUCAGCAAAAAGGUGCUGACCAAAGAUCUGAUAGACUCUCUGAGCGAUCUGAGUAGAAACAUGACAUUCACAGAUGGAAGAAGAGCUGCCGGAGUUCUUCUGUAUAGUAUGUGGGGCGAAAAAGACAUUCACAAUAUGCUAAAAAAGCAAGGGAUGAACAAGUACACGUUUAUAAACGAAGUCACGGCUGCAUCGUACAAAAUAGUAACGAGCAAAAUCCGCUGAUCGACAUGUUGUUUUGCAGAUAUGGUCUCUGUGAAGCCACAAAGAGAACAGCAGUUUGAAUUGCCUACAUAUACUGUUGAGUAUAUUUGCUUCUUGCUAGCAAAAUCCUUUUAGCGCCUAAUGUGCACGUUUACCAUGGGAAACAGUUUGUACACUUUGGCCUGCCAAACUUGCACUACUGGUCUUGCAGAAUAGUAAUUCCUGUCAUAUUUUUGUAUUGCUUUUCUACGCUGUUUUUUUAGCAAUAUUGAAACUUUCUCGAAUGCCUUAUAUUAAGAUACAUGCUGAUCCAAGAGUGUUUCUUGAUGCAGUAACGGUACAUUCACACGGGCGAAAGCAUUAAUGCUUGACGGAAGGCUUGUCUGAAGCGUGGACAACAGCCAAUCACAGUGGCCGCAACACAUGCUCUGGUCUUCCAUAAACGUAAUUGGCUGGCUCUGCCUAGGUUAUUUGCAUAAGGUGAUCUGAUUAGCUAACGCAUUCGUUGCCGCUUGAAAAGUUGAGAAAUUUUCAACUUCUACCGCGAGCAACGGUACUGACGCAGCGCCGACAGAUCCACAAUUCAUUUCGGCAACGCAUGACGUCACCCAUUAAAAGUGAAUGGGAAGCGUUAACGCUUACGCCCUGUGUGAAUGCACCGUAAGGCCUGUGUGAUUGUCAGUAUCUAAAUGUCCCUUUAUGUAACAGUAUUUGAGCACUUGAGUGUCUGCUAAAUGCCUAAAUGUUAGGGCUGCAACUAACAAUUAUUUUCAUAAUUGAUUAAUUGGCUGAUUAUUUUUUCAAUUAAUCGACUAAUCGGAUAAAACAAAUAUUACUCAAUUAGAUUUUUUCACUUCAUAUAGCUAAAUUAGGGUAUUCACGUAU
Messenger RNA from Paramisgurnus dabryanus, 2953 nucleotides. RefSeq names its product plakophilin 1a (gene pkp1a). Gene Ontology annotation, cellular component: cytoplasm; adherens junction; plasma membrane. NCBI's taxonomy places the organism in Eukaryota, Metazoa, Chordata, Actinopteri, Cypriniformes, Cobitidae. The record is from RefSeq and is a predicted model, not a curated record. Gene Ontology annotation, biological process: cell-cell adhesion. Gene Ontology annotation, molecular function: protein binding.